AUGCAUUCCUCAGUUAUUCUGACCGCAGUACUUGCAUCAACAGUAUUAGGUCAAUAUUUCAAUGAAACAACUACCAGUCAAACGAAUUUCUUAUCUUCUAGCUCCAUUUAUGAGAAAAUUUCAUCGAGUGGCUCAUCAAGAAGUGUUAUGGCCUCCUCAAAUACCAUUGAAUAUCCACAAUCCAUAGAAAUUACAAGUAUUGAAACUUCAAGCGGUCCUUUGAGUACUUCCGCAAGUGUCUCAACAUAUUUUCAAAAUACCCAGUCAGCUUCCACAGCAUCAGACAGUUCAAUUAUCUCAGUAACAGCUGCUUCAACUUCCUCCACCUUAUUUACCACGUUGAGACCUUCUUCGCAUAGCAAUUCCUUUGAUGCGACCUUUAUGACGAGUGAGGAAUAUUCGCCAGCUCAAACUUCGCAAGAUUCUACUUCAAUAUUAUCUAAUUCGAUGUCUCAAGAAGGUACAUCAACGUUAGGAGCUUCCUUUGGCGGUGCACCAACUACGAUAGAUCCUCAAUAUUAUUCCACGGCUAGCGCUUCUGUUUCUUCAAGUGACGCUUCUCUAGACAAUGAAGAAAUCGCUUCCGCAACGAACUCCACAGAAUCGAACUUCGCUACCAGCAUUGUAUCUGAGGUUUCAGGAACUUUAUCAUCCUACUCAAAAGAGUCCCACAUCUCUAUAGAAAGUACCGUUCCUUCCAAUGUUAUACAAUCAAGUGAUAACUCUGUACUAUUAUCAGCCGUCACCAGUGAGGCUCUUACAUCUCAAAUUAGUGAUAUAUCUCUUUCCACCACUGGCAGAAGUGAUUUACUCAAUACAACAGGUGUUGGCACUUCAACGACUGUUGCAUCUGUCACCGUAUCUUCCUCUACCCUCCUAGCAUCAGCAACGUCUUCAAUGUUACAAGAAGUUUUAACUAGUCGACAAUAUUCUUCAGGUAACACUGCCGUUCAAGAUAAUUCCACAAUUUCUUCCAUUGAUCUUUCGAUUUCAUCAGUAUCCACCUCCCCUGAAGCAACUGCCUCUUCUGCAGUGCUUGAAACUACGGCUUUCAAUACUAGUGCUAACACAACCAUUCUAGCAGCUUCUACUACAAACUCUGUCAUGGGCUACUCAUCAGGGUCAGUCAGUAGCGGGGAAAUAAACGAAUUAACAUUUUUAGCAACAACAACAUCUUCAUCAUCAUCAUAUGCCAGCGCCGCAACAAGGGAUAUGAACUCUUCUAUUCCCUUAUCUAGCGAUAUUAUUACCUCUACUAUUUCCUCCCCAUGGUUUUCUCCUUCAAUUCCAUCUACCGCUAUCAAUAGUUCCUCGAGUAUUACUAGCGAAACUACUACAGUUAUCACAUCAACUUUUUCCACUUCAGGUACUGAAAUAUUUACUACAUAUACCGCGGCACUAGCAACCAAAACUACUACAAUUGAAGGUGUUGUAACCGAGUAUGUUACCUGGUGCCCAUUGAAGGCAUCUUCGACUACAACUUCAACUGAUGACUCAAUCUCUUUUACUGCUGUUACAAGCCCUUCCAUUCAAUCCAGUUCACAAAGUACUGAGUAUUCAGCUUUAGAAUCUUACGCACAAAAUAUGAUUUCUUCCACCAUCUCUGAUUUAUCUAGUAAUAUUACUAUGACUAGUGGUCCCUUACUAUCUAUCAGCACAUCUGCUUCUCACUCUAUGGAGGCUGCAUCACUCCAUGAUGUUUCGUCUAUCUCUAGCUCGACAGUGACCUCGACCUCUUCUAGUUUUUUAUAUUCUAGUAGUGCAGUUGCCGCAACGUCUCUUUCACAAAGCCACAAGAAGUUGUCUGAAGCUUCAACUUUAUCAACAGUUACUACAACCAUCAAUGAUGUUGUUACAACUUAUACUACUUGGUGUCCAUAUGAAACUGGUUCUCAGCUGGUUACUACGAGUUACGAAACAAUCACAGUCUCAACAGAAGUUUGUUCUUCGGACAAAUGUGAAAUGUCAACUUAUACUACUGUGGUAACCGAUCAAACUGCCUCUCAAACAUCUUCUAUUGAAAUUGCAGGCCAAUUUUCUGAUAUCUCCACCGAAAUUACUUCCUUUAGAGGUUUGAGCUCUAACAAACCUUCCCAAACUACUGUUGAACAAAUAGCUACAAUUACAAACCCAUCAAUUAUUACAAGCUCCACUUCUCUUUCCGACAGCUCCCUCUACACUUAUGAAACCUAUUCUCUAUCUACCUACACGACUACCAUUAAUGGUGUUGUUACAACUUACAUAUCUAGCUGUCCAUAUACCGCCACAGAGGUGGCUACGGAAACAAAUACUAAGACAGUCACUAAAUCCACCGAAGUUUGUUCAAAUGACAAUUGUACACUUUCUAACACUGUCUCUAGUAUUUUUAGUCUAGAAUCUUUUAUAUCCGUACUUUCAGCUGAAACCUCAUCUUAUGUUGCACCUCUUGGUAGCUCGAUUCCAGAAACUGUUGCCUUAAGUCCUACUUCCCCUGUACAUUCCGCUUCCUCACAUAUUCAGUCAGCUUCUUCAUCUGCUAAUAUCAUGUCUACUGCCAUUGCUACAACUGAAAGUACUGUAUCGGCUGCAACAUUAAGUUCACCUGUGUCCUUUUUACCCUCUGAGAAAUCACACAUAGACAUUUUAUCAACUUUCGUCAGUUUAUCAAAUUCAGUAGGAAAAUCUGAAAGCAAUAGCUUAACAAUAGUUGUUGCACCGCAAUCUACAUCUUCUCUAGUCACCACUACUGUGAAUGGUAUUAAAACAGUAUAUACCACAUGGUGUCCACUUGAAACUACGGAAGAGGUGACCAAAAUAAAUGACAGAACUGUUAUUAUCUCUACUGAAGUUUGCUCUGAUCAUGUUUGCACCCCAACAUUAAUUACUUCCACCACAACUGAUUUCACACCAAAUACAGAGUCUGUGAGCUCUAGUACUUCUUUUAUAAAGUGCUCUGGCAGCGAAUGUACUACAGUAGGGUUAAGUUCCUAUUCUGCUGAAGAUACUACAAUGUUAUCUCAUUCUGAAGCUAUCACAGUCAUUAGUACUAGCUCAACACCUACGCCAGCUAGUAGUAUUAUCCCAGCUUCUACCUCAUCCGGCGAGGUUACCUCUAGUUCUACACCAUCUAGUACCACUGCCUUCACUUCCCUAACAGCUGAUCUUACCAGUUCUGUUUCUAUAACGGGCAGUGUCUCUACUUCUAGAAUAACAUCUAUCGUCCCUCUCCUAACUUCUAGUACAUCGACAACGGAAGAAGCCGAAUCUAUCUCACCUUCUACUACAUCUGUCUCAUCUAUUUCUACAGUAUCUAUCACAUCUUCAUCGCUACAUCUUUCCACCGUCACUACAACCGUAAAUGGUGUUUUUACUGAGUACACAACUUGGUGUCCAUUGACAGCCGCUGAAAAAACUUCCAGUGUUGAUUCUCCCUCGCAACUUUCUACAGUUACCACCACUAUAAAUGGUAUAGUUACUGAGUACACAACAUGGUGCCCAUAUGCAGCUACGAAAGAAAGCUUUACAACAACAUCUACAAAUAUUGCUAAAUUAAUCUCUGAUUCUCUAUCGGCAAGCACAAGCAACAAUAUAUUAUCUACCGAAUCAACAAUGUCUGAAAGCUUGCAAUUAUUAGUUGACACAACAGCACAUGACUCACCUGCUACAACAAUUACUAAAACAUGCACCGAAUCAGAAUGUUUGCCUGAAAGUUCUACAGGUCAUGUUAUUAUUACUACUUCUGAAAUCGCCACUGCAGAAACCUCUUUAUUUAGUACAACCACAUCAGAAUCUUCUUUUACACCAACUGUGGAUACGGCUAUAGCUAGGCAAACAUCGUUCAUUACAACAUCCUCUGCAGGCAAUCUAGCCAUUCCAUCAUCUACCCUGGGAAGUGCUUCUAUUAGUUCCGAAGACUUUAUAACUAAUACUCAUUUGAAAGAAUCAACUAGCUUUGUGUCUUCAGAACCAACUUCGAAACAGAGUACUAAAUCAGAAGCAGUACACACAACUGUUCAAACAAUAAAGUCCACUGUGUCGUUCACCACCAUUGCAGCUGUCACGGUAACUACUUCCAACAGUAAUGGCAACUUGGUUACAAUUACGAGUUCUAGUAAGAAAGUUCUACCAACCGUAAGUACUGUCGUCAUUUUAACGGAAAUUCCUAUCGAAUCUACUUCAGUUGCUUCUACCGUUACUUCAACUACCGCGACAACGUCUAAAACAUCUUUAAUAGAAAUCGCAUCAUCAACUGAUACCAACAGUGGUGUAAAGUCCAGUAGUCGCACAAGUACCAAGACAAUUUCUGCUUCGAAAGCUGCAUCCUCCACCUGGGUAACAUCCGCAGUCAUAACAACAUUUGCCGGUAAGGCAUCAAAGACAUCGAUUAACAGUAUUUUUUUAAGUAUUCUAAUGAUGUUUUUCCUAUAA
Messenger RNA from Kazachstania africana CBS 2517, 4407 nucleotides. It is a transcript of the gene FIG2, whose product is annotated as Fig2p. Bases 1 to 4407 code for a protein of 1468 amino acids. The record is from RefSeq and is a predicted model, not a curated record. The transcript has a single exon. Lineage: Eukaryota; Fungi; Ascomycota; Saccharomycetes; Saccharomycetales; Saccharomycetaceae.